Molecule: messenger RNA, 850 nt
Organism: Macadamia integrifolia
Lineage: Eukaryota; Viridiplantae; Streptophyta; Magnoliopsida; Proteales; Proteaceae
Product: glycine-rich cell wall structural protein-like
Exons: 1
Coding region: 112-612 (166 amino acids)
Source: RefSeq, a predicted model, not a curated record
UCUCUCUCUCUUUCUCUCUCUCUCACUUUAAAUGCUCUUCCUUGACUACCUCUCCCUCUCCCCCACUUAAAUACCAACCCUACGAAACCAGAGAGCACAAACCCAGAAAAAAUGAAUACUUUCUUAAGCGGAUUUAUGCUUGCGCUUCUGUUUGCUACCACCUCCCUCUCCGCUGCUGGUCGCCCAGAAACCGGUGGAGCUUUUAGUGCCCAAAUAAAGAACACCAACAGUAAAGGCAAGGGAAAUACCAACAGCAACAAGGUCGGUAAUGGUGGUGGAGGAGGAGGAGACAACGGAGGAGUGGGCAGUUUCUUCGGUCCCGGCGGUGUAGGAGGAUUUGGAAUUCCAGGAUUCAGUAACGGUUGGGACAACGGUGGCGUCGGCGGAGGCUACGGUGCUGGCUAUGGGGGUCCCGGUGGUGGUUACUCUAAGGGUGGUGUUAUACGCCCCACCGUGGUGUGCAAGGAACGUGGACCUUGUUAUAAGAAGAAGCUCACGUGCCCAGCUAAGUGCUUCACCUCCUACAGUCACUCUGGCAAGAAUGGUGGAAGUGGCGGUGGCGGUGGCGGUUGUACCAUCGACUGCAAGAAGAAGUGUACUGCUUACUGUUAAAACAGAGGAUGCAUGAAAGGAUAACUUUACCGCGUAUCUAUCCCUUUUGCUUCCUCCUAGAGGGUUAUAGAUGUGUUAAGUUGUAUUAGAUUCUAUAUUAUCUAUGAAUCUAUGUGGGUUUUGGAGUGGGGAGAUGGGGUUUUUGGAGGGUUUAGGAGUUGGUUUUUAUGUUUUUUUUUUAUCUUUUCUAUAUAUGGAUGUGGACGGUUAGUUCGAUAAUAAAGAAGACCAUUUAGUA